Molecule: messenger RNA, 4030 nt
Organism: Megalopta genalis
Lineage: Eukaryota; Metazoa; Arthropoda; Insecta; Hymenoptera; Halictidae
Gene: boss
Product: G protein coupled receptor bride of sevenless
Biological process (GO): G protein-coupled receptor signaling pathway; visual perception
Cellular component (GO): membrane
Molecular function (GO): G protein-coupled receptor activity; sevenless binding
Source: RefSeq, a predicted model, not a curated record
CACUGUCGUGUGCAGUGUGUUGCCGGCAGCUGCUCCCUUCGCCCGCGGUCAUGAAACUUUCAUACCGCAGCACGCCGCGCCGAAAACGCACUCCAUUGUUCCUCAGUCGUGGCACCGAACCGCGGCCAGCCGCGUCGAGCAACUCGUGUUCACCACCUCGAGGACAUAAUCGCGGACGUGCGACGAUUCGUCGACAGUGGGGACUAUAGUGCGAACCAGUUUCGAAGGGGACCGCGAGUCCGCGUCGGCUCCUGGACUCUGGCCGAUUCCAGGCGCACGCCGCCGGCCGUCCGGCACCCGAAAGUGGCCUCAGACGGCCACCGGAGCAGUCGCUGCUAGUUUCGAGACCAGUCGCUGAUAUUGACAGCCUCGAGAUUCAAUCUCUCUGGACCUUUGCGGACAAAAUAAAACAGCGAAGAUCGACCUGCCGCCUCGGCAGGCGACCUCAUCCCUCAACCUAGCAUCCGGCACCUUGGGACCGGGAAGGGUGGCUUGAAAAGUUCAAAGAUCAACUCGUCCGCGGAAAAAUUCCGGAGACUCGGAGGAUAGAGCCGGAUAGAGGAAGAAGUUGGAGGAACGAUCUGGUGUGUUCGGUUCGCGUGGAAAUAAAAUGUUCGUGGUUAGGGUAGCCGCGUAAUUCCUCCAGGUGUCCGCAAGCGGCCCCCCCUCAGCCAAGGUACGGAAUCAAUAAUGCCCUAUCGUCAUGGAAAGUGCGUGAGGAAGGGUGUCCGACAGCCGUGCAGACCCCCCUGCGUCCCGUCCAGCCCGAAGAAGAGACGUUAAGGAGUCGGCGGCGAUCAAUCGCGUCGCGGAGGAACACGGUCCCUACCGUCCUGCAGGAUCCCGGUGCCAUUAACGUGAAAUGCAGCCGGCGAUAAUCGUAAACAGAGGCCGGGGAGCGUGUCCCGGGAUAGUUGUUGCCCCCGGAGUGGUGGUUACCACGCGAUUUGAUGGAUCCGAUCGGAAUUAAUCCCGGAGAUCACGCUCUCCAGGCCGCCGAUCGCCAUUAGUGACCGCGUGGCCCGCCGCCAUUUUCUCGGGACCUCGGACGGAUCCUCGGUCCCCCAAGGGCCACCAAGAGGGACAUGGUGACCCGCGAUUGAGGGGUUUUACAGGGUCCGUUGGAGACGUCUCGGCUGGUUCGCAAUGAUGGUGCGCGUCACUUCCGGGAUCGAGUGAGAGGAACUCGAGCGGAAACAGGACUCGACCCCUCUACGCCCUUCGCCGAGGAUAUCGAUUAAACACCGAGCGACCACGCUGCCUUUCCGAGCUACCCGGUGAUCGCCUCGCUCGGUGUUCCAGAUGUUUUAUUGAUGCCCGAUCGAUUUUCAGCCUCACAAUGACUAAGCUGGCUAGGUUCGUGCUCUCUGUGAACCUGCUCUGGGCGAUCUUCGCGCUCGAGGACCAGACCGUGUGCCCGAGGAACCGCAGCCUCUUCGACGUCCCUGGCGACGCUGUUCUGUCAUUAUUCUUGGACAUAAAUCAUGGGCCUUAUUGCAACAUCACUUCAGCGAAAGGUCUCGAAGAGGUCUCCACAGCGUUCUACGUGGCCCAUGCUCUGAACAAGUACGAAUUCGUACCUGGCUUUCCGAUAGGCUUGAAGGUGUACGACACCUGCCACGACGAAAUGACAGUGUACAAACAAGCGCUGCAAGCGGCAGUGGACACCGACUGCGUGGACAAUUACGAUCUAGGGAUCCUAUUGCCGUCGGACUAUGCCACGAUCCUCGAGCCGCUUCGUAAUUACAGCGUGCUCCCGGUCAGCACGUACAAAGAGCAGAACCUGACGAGGCCCUUGAUCAACCUGAUGGUGCACUACUUGACCACCAGGUUCGAAAUGAUCGAUCUCCUACUGGUCGGCACGGAUUAUCCGCUGAAUCUGUUCCUGGACGUCACAAAGGAGGCUGGGAUCUGCGUGAAAAAUUACGCGAGCACCGUCGAGCUCGAUGACAACGACACGGAGGCUGUGAUCGCUGUCAUUGGCACCAGGAACGAGAUUCGGCAGUGGAUCGAGAGGGGGGAGAAGGUCCAGGGACCUAAGAAGACUUGGAUCGUUCUGCCGAUCGACGGAUCCAACGUCGAAGAGCUAAUUCCCCCAGGAUCGUACGUGAUAAGGACGCCGCCGUUCGAUCUGAAUCUACUGCACGAAGCGUCCUCGACGGACGAUUUCGUCGAGGCGGCCAGCGAAUCGGUGAUUCACUCGUCCCGUCUCCUGGGCGUCGGGAAAGGGAUGGUCGAGUUGGCCCAGGCUUUCCAGGAGCUUCAGAAACGAAACUGUCCCCGAGGAGUGGAAACGGCCUGCGUGAUGCCUCGCUUCAAUCCCAAUUCGGGCCAAGAGAUUCGCAACGGCGAGGUGUACCAUGCUCUGCGGAUAUUGCCGAAAUUGCACUCGAUUAAGUACAUCGUCGCGAUGAAGAGCCAGCAAGAGCUGAUCGACAUGGCCGCCUACAGGGUGGAGCCGUCGAAUAUGAAAUUCCGGAUCACUCCAGAGUCGAGAGUGCCCAAGAUGCCGAAGCUUUGCUUGAAAAAGUACGCGAAGAACUGCGAGGAUUGCUUGAACUUCAAGAAGAGGUUCGGCCACCGCGGUGUGACUAGAGAUGCACUCGAGAUGGGUUUAUUGAAGCCAGGCAACUGGAUCCCAAUCUUCCUGACGGUGGUGGUGUGCGGCGCGUUCGCCUGCAGCGUGAUUGCCGUCUUCAUUAUCUACCGUUUCAUAGUCGAGGACGUUCUCGACGGGAAUCCCACGCUAACGAUCGUGCUGAUACUGGCGAACGUUUUCACGUUGCUGACGGCGAUACCGUUCAGCAUGAACGACGACUACAUAGGCGGCGAGGCCCUCAACUCGAGGAAGAUCCUCGUGACCACGCUCGCGUUCGGCAUCGAUUUCUCGCUGAUGCUAUCCAGAGCCUUCUUCUUGGUGUUCUCCAAGGGCGGCGUGUUUACCGCGCACAUCAAUGGCUAUCUUCAGACUUUGAUGGUGUUCUUCAUGUUCGGCGUGCAAGUCGCGAUGUCGGUCAUGUUUUUCAUCCUGGGUCCGGCGAACUCGGCUAUUAUCAUGAGGAGCUUGAUUUUCAUCGGUCUUUUAGGAUACGACAUAUUCCUGCUGAUGAUGUUCUUCGUGGUGUGCUUCUUCAUCGCCCGGUUGCCACGCAAUUACCGCGAGGGAAAGUGUUUCUUCGGAACCUCUAUCGGUCUACUGAUCACCUGGGCGAUCUGGCUCACCUGUUUCAUCCUGGUGGAGCCGGAAUGCAGGGACACGGUGGUCGCCUCCGGCAUCAUCGCCACUGCUUACCUGAUCAUCGCCGGUGUUCUGAUACCCAGGACUUACUACAUGGUCACCCAUCUGGCUAGGGGCAGGGAGUUUGGCCAGCGAUUCGGGUCGACCGACCUCGCUAACGAUCCAAGGAUAAACACUGUCACCAGACAGUCCCGACCGUUUUACGAUUACGUGCACGCCGGGGGAGGAAGUAUGACGAAUUUGAACGUCACGUCCGCGUACCCCAACUACUAUGGCAACUCUAGUCCGAACCAGAAGUACCUGAACCAGUACAGAAGCUCCGAUUCAAGACGGAUUCCAGCGUACAAUAACUACGGAUUCAACACGGAGAUGCGAGAAGUGAAUAACUCUUACACGAUACCGCAAGUCUGCAUCGAGGAUGGGGACUCUAGGACCAGCCCGGUGGAGAGAAGCAACGUGAAUUCGGCGUACGCCCGUCCAAGAUGCCACCGGAAACGGAGGACCAAAGACAACAAAGACAACAAAGAGUGCAUCGAGACGGACGUGCACGUCGAAAGCAUCGCCGCAACCAGCCGCCGCGAUCAUGACGACGAGACCUAUCCGAUUAGACCAUCUAGUCCGAAAUCGACGCAAGUGGAGGCGACGAUACGCGAGGAGGACGAAGAGGACGAGCCGACCAGGAUAACGCGGUUCUGAGACUUUGAUCCGCCGGUGUUCACAUUGUAGUCACGCGCCGCAUAGAGAACUCUGUUCCCGAUUAAAUAAAUUUUCGUUCGAGAGGUCGAGUUUGUA